Molecule: messenger RNA, 2316 nt
Organism: Glarea lozoyensis ATCC 20868
Lineage: Eukaryota; Fungi; Ascomycota; Leotiomycetes; Helotiales; Helotiaceae
Product: Subtilisin-like protein
Exons: 1
Coding region: 1-2316 (771 amino acids)
Biological process (GO): proteolysis
Cellular component (GO): membrane; cell wall
Molecular function (GO): serine-type endopeptidase activity
Source: RefSeq, a predicted model, not a curated record
AUGAGGUUCCUCCUCCUUCUCUACCACACGAUUUCCCUCGCUUGCCUUUGCAUCGCACAAUCGCCAAUCGUCCCCGGAGCAUACAUCCUCGAACUCAACCCCAUAAUCGACUUCUCAAAACAUCCAUUCCGUACAACCAAUCUCCAUGUUCAGGAGUUUCGUAACGCGGCAACAGCCGCCAAUAUCCAUUACAACGUUCGAUACGAAUUCAACAAUCCUGAUAUUUUCCUGGGACUGUCGAUACAAGUGACGGAUACUGGGAAGAGCGAUGCAGAGAUGAGACGAUUGUUGAACGCUAUCCCUGGAGUAGUUUCCGUCUCUCCUGUUGAAGUUAUUGAGGCCUCUCAACCGCCGGGUGAAGAUGAAGCUUUUACCUUGUCUAAUUCACAGACUCUUGCCUUUGAAGACGAUCCCGAGUUGUUAGGGCCGUUUACGGGAGGCGAUCUUUCUUCUAGUCUUCGAAUGGGUGGCAUUGAUAAGCUACAUAAGCUUGGUAUCAAAGGGAAGGGAAUAAAAAUUGGAAUAAUUGACAGUGGCAUCGAUUAUCGGCAUCCUGCUUUGGGUGGCAAGUUUGGACCAGGAAACAAAAUCGCUGGAGGUUAUGCAUUCGCCAACGACAGAGGAGCCCCCGUCAUGGAGGAAGACCCAUUGACAACGUGUUAUGCUGGUGGUCAUGGAACUCACGUAGCAGGUAAUUUAUGCCUCACAUCAUGCAAUCUUACAUGCAUUCCGCUGACUUAUAUUGUUCAAGGUAUCAUCGGGAUGGAAAGUGGAUCUCGAGGAUUCGAUAUCGAAGGUGUUGCUCCCGAAGCGACGAUCUUCAUGUAUCGAGUAACGGGUUGUGGUAGCGGGGGUUCUACAGAUGCCCUUAUAAAGGUAUUCACGAAGGCUUUCGAGGAUGGCGUUGACAUCGUUAGUAUAUCGAUGGGAUUGUUAACUAGAAACGACCCGUACCAAAAGGUUACGGACCGUCUCACAGAAGCUGGAGUAUUUGUCGUUGUUUCUCUUGGGAACGAUGCCGCGGCGGAUCCUCGACAAGAACAUCUCUACACGGGGGCCACUCCAGCUAUAGAGUCGAACGUCGUCGCAGUCGGCUCCGUAGUCAAUAGCCAUUUUCCCACGGUCUAUUCAGCCAAUGACUCUGUGAACAACAUUCGAUACGCAUCAGUCUAUCCCGUGAACCUUACCGAAGAGGCAGAUGUUUACAUUUUGGAAGAUCCAUGUAACCGCAAGCAAUUGGAAGAAGCCGAGAGAAUUAGAGCUUCAAAUAUGGCAAACACAAUUUUUGCAACCCCUAGAAUUCAAGGAGUAAGGACGUGCUUGUUUUCAUUUGGAUCCAAGGAGCCAGGGAUUCAGUAUAUCAUGCUACUGAUGCCAGAAUCUCAGAACAUCUUCAACACUUCAAGAGCCGAUCCUUAUUCCGCCUCGUAUCCCGCAGAAUUGAGCACCGGAAACCCUCAAUUUUUGUUCGUGGACGCAGCAGAUUCAGCAAAACUACUCCAAACAUAUAAAAGUUUCGGAGGUCACCAGAAGUAUAAGCUUUCUUUCAAAGAUAAAACCUUAAGCAGCGUUCCUUAUCCAGCUGGAGGGCUAAUGGACUUCUAUUCGUCAUUCGGUCCAUCAGCGACGCGGUCUGGAGGUCUUUUACUCAAGCCUCAGCUCUCUGCUCCGGGUGGCGCUAUUUUAUCGACGACUCCAUUAGGACCACUGGGUGGUGGUUACGCCAUUUAUCAGGGAACUUCUAUGGCAACGCCAUACAUUUCUGGGUGCCUUGCGCUCUUGAAAUCUCAAUUCCUAAACGAAACGCAGUUCGAGCUUCUCUCGCGUCUCCAAGUAACCUCUGCUCCCGUCCAGUGGGCCUACAACGCCUCAAUGUUGGCCGGUACUAUGCAGCAAGGUGCCGGAUUAGUAAACGCUUACGAUGCAAUAUUCUCGACAACCAGGAUUUCACCCAGCCAGCUGAAUAUUGAAGACGACAAGACAAGAAAUAUCAGAAUAACAGAGAUCAGGAUAGAGAAUACCUCAAACCGGUCACAACAAUAUGUCUUCUCGCAUACAGGUGCUGGUUUCAUGUACAAGAGUUUGUACAACAAUGAGCUGAACCAGAUGCCAAUUUUUGGCAAAGUUAAAUUCGACCUGAAAAAUGUUACGCUGCCCUCUUUGACGUCGGCUGUCAUCAGUCUUACUAUUUCACCACCAAGAAAUACCACGCAUGAGGGAUUGUACAGUGGAUUCGUCAAGAUAAUUAGUAAAACUGUAAAUCAGACCUUCAGUAUUCCGUAUGUUGGAAGGGUUAAUAGUGCGAAGUGUUGCUGA